AAACUAGAAAGUAUAUUAGGAGCACAUAUGAAAAGAGGGAUAUUAAUAUCCAAUUAAAAGAGAUAUUACCAUUUAAGAAGAGUUUUCUAAAGUGGAUAUUGACAACGUAUAAUACCAUAUCAAACAUUGUUGAUGGAUACUUUAAUUUUAUUCUACAUCUACGAGUUAUCAUCAAUAUAUUCGAAGGAUCAUUUUCAAAUGGAAUGCCUCUUGGAUUUUCUAUGCAGGAUAUCGAAAUGGUCAAAGAAUUAUUUCAUCAUUUUGUGUAUUCUGGUUGUAUAUUUAAAAAGGAACAUUUGGAUAUUAUUCAAUUAUGUAAUGAUGAAGAUAUUUUACAUCUAUUUUUUGAUCAUUUUAUCAUCGGAACAACACAAUCACAAAAAGAGUGGUUAG
This is a messenger RNA of Racocetra persica, 393 nucleotides long. The record is from the annotation of a GenBank genome assembly. NCBI's taxonomy places the organism in Eukaryota, Fungi, Glomeromycota, Glomeromycetes, Diversisporales, Gigasporaceae.